CACUUAUGUUUUAUUAUGUUUCUUCAACCAGAAAUCAGUAGCGACGAUCAUCUCCUCGGAGAAAUGGAGCCCAGUGAUUUACUACAGGAGGCCGAGUGGUACUGGGCUGACAUAUCCAGGGAGGAGGUGAAUGAAGUUCUCCACGGCAUGCCUGACGGUGCUUUCCUGGUCCGAAAUGCUUCCUGCAAGCGGCAGGGAGAAUAUACAUUAACCAUUAGGAACAAUGGCACCAACAAACUCAUCAGGAUCCACCAUCAAGAUGGCAAAUUUGGGUUCUCCGAGCCUCUGACCUUCAGCUCGGUGCCGGAGCUGAUCUCUUACUACAGGCAUCGGAGCUUAGUCCAGUACAACAGCUCCCUGGAUGUCACGCUGGCUUAUCCCGUGUCCCACUGUGACCCGCUUCCUACCUCGUCUGAUCUGCCUGUGAAGGAAGAGUUUUUGAGUGCAACUAGAGAGAAGCUCCAUGAAUGUUUGAGACUGUUUCAGAAGACGGCCGAGUAUGACCAGCUGUAUGAUGCUUGCACUACGCUGUUACAGGAAAUCCAAAGGAGAGAAACAUUUGAGGCCGUCAGCAUGACCGAGACCUCUGAAGAACAGUGUUGUUCUCAGGAGAACUCUUGCAAGGAUUUCCAAGACACAGUCCAGAGUGAGCUGAAAGAGUCUGAAUGCGAGCGUGAGAAGAGCGUGGAGCUGCUGGAGGAGGAGAGCUGGUUUGUGGGAGAUCUCGGUCGACGGCAGGCAGAGGAGCUUCUCCGUGGGAAACCGUCUGGAGCUUUCCUCAUCCGCAACAGCAGCACCAAGGACUGUUAUGCCUGCUCUGUGGUGGUCGGCAGCCAGGUGAGGCACUGCGUGAUUCGCCACACGGAGCGCGGCUACGGCUUCGUCGAGCCCUUCGAUCUCCACAAGUCUCUGAAGGAUCUGGUCAUGCACUACCAUCACACCUCGCUGGCACAGCACAACCAGGCGCUGGACGUCCGGCUGGCGUAUCCGGUCCACGCCGCUCACUAAACCAACUGCACUAAGACUGAAGGAGAUUUCGCUCUAUUUUACCGUCUGGACACUGUGCAAAGAGUGGAAGCGACUGUCAAGCUGUUUGUUUGUAUAUUGCACUUUCCAAAGCAUUCCUCACGGUCAUAAAGAUACUCCAGUACUUGAACAAGUGUUGAAUGAGCCCUUUGUAGACAUGUUUACAGACACACAAAAACGUCAGACUUGGUUUUUAAGGGUUUUGUGAUAGUCAUGCUCUUUUAAGCAAACGGAUGUAGUAGUUUUUGUGGGGAUGAAUGAUAAUCUUUUAUUGCAAUUCAUUCAUCACCCAAAACAUUUUAAAAAUGUAUUUUGUGAAUGUAACAGUUAUUAAAAGACACACUUUCAGAUCUUUCAAGAUGCCUGCAGUUCAUGCUCUUUUGUGCACCCAAGUAAGGAGUUUACUUUUUUUUUUUUUUUUUGAUGCAUGGUUUAUUUGUUCGAGAGAAACAUCUUAAACUGGUUUUAGUUCAUAAAAUUUGAAUAACAUUUUAAAGGCGGCUUGAAAAUUGUGCACAAUGUGAGUAUCCACUUUGCAUCGGUUACAGAGUAAGAGGAAAUGUAUUUGUUGAAUUCACAUUUCUGGCAUACUUCUAAUGUUUACCUUUUUUUACUAUGCUUGUUUUAGGAAAGCCAGGACAGUGCAGUUGUCUUGCGGGCUGAACAGCCCAGGCACUUCAUAGAGUUUAAUACAUAAGUGUGUCUGUGGUUAACCACACAAUGUCAAAAUGCUUAUUCUUGAGAUGAGCAACUCUUUUUAUUUGUCAGCAGCAGACCGUACAAAGGGAACGUUUCCCCUUCUUUUGCAGAGCUUAUUUUGUGCUGCAGUGUUUUCACUUGCAUGCUUCUUAAAUAA
Molecule: messenger RNA, 1882 nt
Organism: Sinocyclocheilus grahami
Lineage: Eukaryota; Metazoa; Chordata; Actinopteri; Cypriniformes; Cyprinidae
Gene: pik3r3a
Product: phosphoinositide-3-kinase, regulatory subunit 3a (gamma)
Exons: 7
Coding region: 16-1008 (330 amino acids)
Biological process (GO): phosphatidylinositol phosphate biosynthetic process; insulin receptor signaling pathway
Cellular component (GO): phosphatidylinositol 3-kinase complex
Molecular function (GO): 1-phosphatidylinositol-3-kinase regulator activity
Source: RefSeq, a predicted model, not a curated record